Drosophila miranda is the source of this 1755-nucleotide messenger RNA. RefSeq names its product tetraspanin-9. Lineage: Eukaryota; Metazoa; Arthropoda; Insecta; Diptera; Drosophilidae. Gene Ontology annotation, cellular component: membrane. The record is from RefSeq and is a predicted model, not a curated record. The transcript is spliced from 6 exons. The coding region runs from base 329 to 1180 and encodes 283 amino acids.
AGCGCAUCAUAGAACCCGCGGACCGAGCCGAGCAGAGCCGAGCAGAACAGCAGCAAGAGCGCAAAAUAGAAAACUCUCAAAAAUUGAAAUUGUUGUAAAAAUAAAUUGGACAAAAACGUGUGUUGCCGAAGAAGAAGCCAAAAGGAGAUCAAAUAAAUUCUAUAAAAAAAUAAAAAAGGCCAACGAUCAAGUAAAUUGCAACACAAUUUUUGUUGCAGUUAAAUUUUGUGUUAAAUAGUGCGCGACAUCGAAACAGACCGAUCGAUACCGAAUCCCGAAAUCGAAACCGACUCCCCCUUGAGUGUUGGAGUACAAAAAAUCUCCCGCGAUGGGUAACGCCGGCUACACGUGCAUACGCCGCACCUUUUGCUGGCUGAACAUCAUUCUCUGGCUCUGCAGCUGCGCUUUCCUGGGCGCCGGCCUCUGGCUUCGCCUCAGCUACGAGGGAUACGCGACACUGCUGCCGCAACAUGCCGCUCUCAGUGCGGAUACGAUCUUCAUGUCCAUUGGGGGCACUGGGUUCGUGGUGAGCUUCCUUGGCUGCUGCGGCGCCUGGGUACAGUCGCGCUGCCUUCUGGUGUUGUACUUCAUGCUGAUCGUGAUGCUGUUCAUGAGCGAGUUCCUGGUGGGCUCCAUUGCGUUCCUCUUCCGCGGCGGACUCGGGCGGACGCUGGCCAACGAGCUGCGCUUCGGGAUCGAGCGCCACUACAACAGCAGUGACCGCGGCUCCCUGGUGGCCCCCUCGGUGGCCGCCAUCUGGGACAGUGUGCAGCAGUCGUUUGAGUGCUGCGGCGUAUCCUCCUACGAGGACUGGUACGACAUACAAUCGUGGACGGGCAAGCGCUGGGUGCCGGAGUCCUGCUGCCGCACUCUGUACGACCAACGCCAACUGCUGACGGAAGGAUCCGGCGAUGGCCUCCUGCGCGUCGACUGCGGCAGAUCUGAGAACCCGUCGCUUUGGUGGGACAAGGGCUGCGCCCACUCGCUCCAGAGCUGGUUCACCGGCCAGCUGAAUGUGGUGGGUGCCGUUGGACUGGGCAUCGCCUUCGUCCAGCUCUUCGGACUGAUCACCUCGAUGCUGCUCUUCUGCACCGUCAAGCAUAAGCGGGCCUCCGACACGUACAAAUCCUACUCGCCCUCAAUCGACCCCCAGACCCGCACCAGCAGUUGGGAGGAUUGAACCCGUCUGUAGCUGAGGGACAACAUGCAAAAACCACUUGGAUGAAUGUCUCUCCCCAGGCAUUUCUCUAGCUAUCCCGCAUUUUUUUGUGUUUUUUUUUUGUUUGUUGAAUCUCUUUAGUUUUUAAAUCAUUCUGCGAAUUGUGCCAAAAAUUAAUUUUAUGAGAAAUGUGUAGUGUUCUUUUGUUCUUUGUUAUUUGUAGGAGAAAACCGUAUUCGAAGUUCAUUAGGUUUCAUUAGAAGGACGUGUCGUAGAUCCUCGACAGAAACACUCACACCUAUCGAAACCGGUUUAGUUAGUGGUGUAUCCAUAUUGUGAUGUGCUCUCUAGUAGUGUAAGGCCCAUAAUCCGAGCACAGGACCCAGAAACACAGUGUGUUCCAUAAGCAGCACUCUCGUACUCGUAGGUCGCCUCUCUGAUGGCUAAAGCAAUACACAUACAUAUCUACUAUACACAACAAUAUAUCUACUAUAUGUAACGCCUAUGUUUACGCUAUUUUAAUGGACAUUUGUAGUGCCUAUUCAAAGAGCCAAAAAAAAAACAACAACAAAAACUGCCCAAAAAGCAAAACAAAA